This is a messenger RNA of Aspergillus chevalieri, 231 nucleotides long. RefSeq names its product RAMP4 family protein. The record is from RefSeq and is a predicted model, not a curated record. Gene Ontology annotation, cellular component: endoplasmic reticulum. The coding region runs from base 1 to 231 and encodes 76 amino acids. NCBI's taxonomy places the organism in Eukaryota, Fungi, Ascomycota, Eurotiomycetes, Eurotiales, Aspergillaceae. The transcript is spliced from 3 exons.
AUGACACAGACACCGAAACAGCGAAAAGCAAAUGAGAAGUACGCAAAGAAUGAGGCUGCAAAACGAGGGAAGGGUCAGCUGCCGGUCAAGCAAAAACCAAGCGCCAAGUCUUCUUUGCCCACUGGCUGGCUAGCCGUUCUCAUCUUCGUUAUAUGCGGUGGACUUGCAUUCGAACUCCUAGGUGUCAUUCCAAAGCUAUGGUCAGCAACGUUUGGUCGGUUCAUGGACUAG